Molecule: messenger RNA, 1524 nt
Organism: Naegleria gruberi
Lineage: Eukaryota; Heterolobosea; Eutetramitea; Acrasida; Naegleriidae
Exons: 1
Coding region: 1-1524 (507 amino acids)
Source: RefSeq, a predicted model, not a curated record
AUGAAUGCAUCGAAAAUUCUACGACUUUGCUUUGUGAUAAGUGUGUGGAUGCUACUGCUUAAUAAUCAGCUUGUUAAGGGUUGUUUGUUCGGCCAAGUCAUUAAAGAAACACUCGAUGGUUCUUGUCAAUAUACCUAUCAACACUAUGGUUCUAAUAUUGGUUUUGUCGUGUCCUCCGAUUUUGGCAAAUAUCAAUACAAGUUAGAGCAUAUUGAUAAGUGUGAUGAUUAUUGCAAAAAGCUAUAUGCAAAGACUCAAUUAUUUAUAAUGGAUGCACUUGUCUUUUCUUUGGUUGAUUUUGAUCCAAACUCAGCUCAUAGAGAUGAAGGUUGGACACUAACCUUCUCCUAUUAUAAUCUGGGUCCCAUGUGGGAUAUUGAUCCAACCAAAUUGACAAUCAAUAUUACUACAAAGGAUGGACUUGAAAAAAUCCCUGAAAUUAAUAUACCUGCUCAAGGAAAUCAGUGGUAUUCUCUGGUUAAGUUUAAUGAUUUUUUGAGAGAUGGUAUUCAAGAAUUUAGAAUUUCUCUAAUUUCUCUGACUGGUCUUAUUCCAUUGAAUGCAAAUCUAGAUCAAGAAUAUGAUCUUGAUUACCCUAGGUCUGUUAACUUUGUUGGAGACAAAAACAAAGUUCAAAUGAAUAUUCUGGAAUUAUCUGGAUUGCCUACUAGAAUUACUCUUUAUAACGAGCAGCCUAACCAACUAUUGAAUUUUGCAUGUUUCAAAAAUAAUGUCUAUAACACAAUGGGGAAUUAUAGAUGGGAAUCUAGUGGAUCAAUUUCAGAUGUUUUAACUACCGUAACUCUUUCAAAUAUGACAACAGAUGUCUUUGGAAAUUUGGUGAGUGUGAAUGCGACAACUCUUGAAUUGAAUCUUGAAAAUCCAAAUUCUCUUUAUGAUAGCCUAACAUCAACUCAUUCUAAAUAUCUUGGCGGUUCUUCAGUUGCUAGCACUCUUACAUUACAAGAUGGUAAUAUAUUGAGAAUUAUGGCAGUUGACAAGGCAUUCAGACAGCACUGCAUUACUCCAAAUCAACAAGUGAUUGGAUCAAUGAAAUUUGGACAAGUAAUCUCUUACCGAGUCCAAAUAUAUCCUCAGCCAUUUAGCAGUAUUGGACAAGUCAACCUCAACAUCUCUACAUACACAAGUGUUCUAUUCCUUCAAACCACUCACUAUGAUGCAGACAGUUCUCAAUUAUGUUCAUUAGCAGAUCAUGUGGAUUUUGAAACUGAAGUCACCAUCAAAGGAAUGGAUGUACAUCAACCACUUUCGAUUUCCAAUGCAAAAAGAAACCACUUGAUCGCCAUGAAUUUAUUCUUUAUUUGUAAGGCAGAGGAAGGUUGCAAUUUUGAUUUUACUCUUUCUGGAGGAACAUCUCACAACCCAAUUGAUGAGACAACCAUUAUUAUUGUGUCAAGCAUUGCAGGAAUUGCCUUGAUUUUAAACAUUAUUGCCUUACUCGUAAUGGUAGUAGUAGUUUAUUUGACUAUUAAACGAAGAAAGGUCUAUGUCAGUAUUCAAUAA